AUGUUCAUUAAUCGUUAUCAACAGUUAACUUUAUCCAAACAUAUUAUUGCUCGACAGAAAUGGACGUAUUCUAAGGUUUCAUCAUGUGGUACAUAUCAUAUUUGUUUAAAUACUCAACAACCACUUUAUCACCAUCGAUUUAAGGCUAUUUUACCGUUUCAUUCACCUGGUUUAGCGCCAGUGAUUGAUCAAACAAAUGCAGCAUUUCAUAUAAAUGAUCUCGGAGAAAGUGCCUAUUGUCAAAGAUUUACUCGAACAUUUGGUUUUUAUCAAAAACUCGCUGCUGUGCAGAAUAGUGAUCAGUGGUAUCAUAUUACACCUCAAGGUUCUUCUGCAUAUAAGUCUAUAUGGCAGUGGUGUGGUAAUUUUCAAUCAUACCGAUGUCCUGUACGAGAUUUUAGUUUAAAAUAUUAUCAUAUUGAUCCUACAGGACGAAUUAUCUCAGGUCCACAUUCAUAUGCUGGUGAUUUUCGAGAAGGUAGUGCUGUUAUUCGUAGUUCAAUCGAUGGUCUGUUCCGUGCUAUAGAUGAAAAUGGUGAUUUCCUUCAUUCGUCAUCAUCAUCAUCGUCUAACAAAACAAGUUUUUUCGAUCUUGAUGUUUAUCAUAAAGGUUUAGCACGAGCACGAGAUGAAAAUGGUUGGUUUUUCAUUGAUCGUAAUGGUAUUGAUAUUGGACAAGGUCGUCGUUAUCGUCAAAUUGAGAACUUCUAUAAUGGUCAAGCACUUGUUCAAUUGUUACAUGACGGAUCAAGAUGUAUUAUUGAUGAACAACAUCAAAUAUUAGCUACAUUACAUAGUUGUAAUGAUGAAAAUCAUGCUGAUAUUGAACAGAUGGCAAAAGCUUAUUGGCCAUCGUUUGCACUUAAGCUAGGUUUAGAACAAAACAUUAAUUUAUUGAAUGAUGAAAAGAAAUCAAAUAAUGAUAAUAAUCAAUUACGAGAACAGAUUCGACAAGUGUGGAAUGAACUAGGUUUUAUUAAAUCAUCAACUAUAGAUGGAAAUUAUCAAAUUACGGAACGAGGUCAUUUACUUUUUGAUUUGAAUAGUAUUACUCGUGAUCGUGCUCUUUAUUGGUUACAAGAUCGAUAUAUUUCAACGUGGUUACCGAUAUUAAAACAUCAAAAUAAGCUACAUUCGAAUAAAGAUACCUUUUCUGAUAUUGCCAAUAAUCCUGAACUUGUUGCUUUAUCACAAAGAGUUCUUAAUUCUUAUGCACGUCAAGAUUGGAAAGGAAUUUCCUCUGCAUGUCCUAUUGAACUAUUUCAAUCGUCCAGUAUUGUUGAUCUUGGUGGAGGAGUAGGUGCAUUGUUAUCUGAAUUAUCUAAGUAUUGUUUAAGUCAACAUUUAAUCUGUAUUGAUCGUCCUGAAGUUAUUCGCUUAGCAGUACCACAUCCGAAAAUUGAGUUUCAAAGUGGAGAUUUAUUUUCUGGUUCGUUACCUUCAGCUGAUUUGUAUCUUCUAUCACGUGUACUUCAUGAUUGGCCAGAUGAGAAAGUAAAAAUAAUUUUAAAUCGUAUUCCAUCGAAAUAUCUCUGUGUAAUUGAACGUGAAGUUGAUUUAAAUAUUAAUCAACAUGCUCUUCUAUCAUUACAUAUGUUUUUAUUGCAAGGAGCUAAAGAACGAACUCGACAAGAAUGGAAUUAUUUAUUUACAACAACUGACUGGUCUGUUCAGUCACGUACAUCAUUUUCAGGUCAUACAAUCACUCUAUUAAAAAAAGAUAGUAUCAAUACGCGUAUACCAACAUCAUUAAAUAGUUGUAGCAAAACAAUUGUUCGUAAAGUCGUUCUUCCAACGGCUGGCCUUGGAAUGCGAAUGCGUCCUCAGAGUACAAUUUUACCAAAAGUUCUGUUACCUAUUACACAAUCAACUUCCUCUAUAUGGAAAUGUCGUCCAGUACUCGAUCUUCUUCUUGAAGAAAUCUUUGCGAAAGAAACAAAUAUUGAACAAGUGUUAUUUGUUAUUGCACCUGAACAAUUACAUUUAUUUCAAUCUUAUUUUUCGACAUAUCCUCAGCAAAAAAUCGAUUAUAUUGUACAACAAUCACCUAAAGGAUUUGGUCAUGCUGUUCUUCAAACAGAACAAUAUAUCGAUAAUGAACCGUUUGUUAUUAUGUUGAGUGAUCAUCUUUAUCAAUCGAAUAAUAAUCAAUCAUGUUUACAACAAUUACUUAAUGCAUAUCGACAAAAUGUUUCCGAUCCAUCUCGUAUUGGUCUUGCAGGUAUUAUGACAUGUACAUCUGAAGAAGUUUGUGCAACUGGUCUAUUGCAAUCAAAUACAGAUAUGAAAAAUAAACAAUUUUUCGAAAUUACUGAUAUGAUAGAAAAGCCUUCUAUAGAACUGGCAGUUAAUCGUUUUCAAUCUGGAAUAUUAAACAAUCAUUUUUUAUGUCAAGCUGGUAUUGAUAUUCUUCCGCCGACAAUUUUUCAUGAGCUUCGACAACAUGAACAAAAAUUAGCACAGGAAAAGAAAUCAGUAGAACUUGGUUUACGUGAAGCAAUGAAUAAUCUUCGAGAGAAUGGACAAUUAUAUGGUUGUUUAUUAGAUGGUCAUCGAUAUGAUAUUGGCACUCCGAAAGAAUAUUAUCGAACAUUUCGUGCAUUUGCUGUUGAGAAAAAACAAAAAGUACAAGAAAAUUCUUCGAUUUCCAACGUAUGGUCAUUAGUACAACAGAUCGAUAAAGUACGCACAUUAUUCUCGGUUUCAAAGACACCAAUAUAUAGUGCUAGUGCUCCUGGUCGUUUAGAUGUAAUGGGAGGUUUUGCUGAUUAUUCAGGUUCUCAUGUACUUCAAUUUCCAAUUGCACAACGUACUCACGCUUUUAUUCAAAUUUCCAAUAUCGACACAAUUCGUAUGAUGAGUAUUCAAACAGAUAGUAUCGAAUGUAAUUCAAUCAAUCAAAAUAACUUAACCGUAUGGGAACGUGAAAUUCCAAUGAAUUUACUCCGGAGUCAUGAUCAAACAUUACGAGAACGAUUAGAAACUUGGUACAAUCAACAUCAAGAUACUGUACUUUCAAAUGAUGAACCAACAAAUUGGCCCAGUUACAUCCUGGGUAUUUUAGCUGAGUUGAUAAAUAAAACAAAUCCUACCAAUACUCCCAUCGGUUUCAAUGUAGUCAUUAUUUCUGAUGUACCAUGUAAUAAAGGUGUAGCUUCAUCUGCUGCUCUUGAAGUUGCUGUUGCUCGUGCAGCAAGUACAUGUCUAAAUGUCGAUCAUAUUAUAUCAAAUACAGAAUUAGCUCUACUUUGCCAGUAUGUUGAGAAUCAUGUUGUUGGUAGCUCAUGUGGAUUUAUGGAUCAAAUGACAUGUGUGCAUGCAUGUGCUGAUCAUUUAUUUUCACUUCGUUGUCAACAUUUACCAAAUCCACCUUUUCAUAAUAUCACAUUACCGUCAAAUAUACAGCUAUUUGGUAUCGACUCCGGUGUCAAACGAUCAACAGCUAGUUCAGCUUAUCGACGAGUACGAACAGCUGCUUUUAUGGGUAAACAAGAUUUUCAAUCAUCAUCACACCUUGAUCCAUUGACUAAAAUAGAUUCUGAUGAAGUCUAUUCAUUACGUGCAGCGACGGCACAUCCAAUUGAAGAAAAUUUUCGUGUACAAUUAUUUGAACAAUUAUUAAAAAAUGAUCAUCAUUUAUCUAUGGAUGUUUUUUCUAAUCUUGGUGAAUUAAUGUUUCAAUCAGAUGCUGGUUAUGGAUCCUGUGAUCUUAAUAGCGAAGAAACAAAUUUACUCGUGAAUUUAAUACGACAACAUAAAUCACCAUCGAAAAUUUUAUUCGGUGCUAAAAUUACAGGCGGUGGUGGAGGAGGAACAGUAGCUGUACUUGCACAAAACUCAUCUGAAACUAUUGAAGCCAUACAAAAUAUAGUUACUCAAUACGAAACUAUUACUAGACGACGAACACACAUUUUUUCUGGUUCAUCCUCAGGUCUUAUCGCAUAUCCGUCUAUGAUGAUAGAUAUAUAG
Adineta steineri is the source of this 3969-nucleotide messenger RNA. NCBI's taxonomy places the organism in Eukaryota, Metazoa, Rotifera, Eurotatoria, Adinetida, Adinetidae. The record is from the annotation of a GenBank genome assembly.